AUUUGCGGCAUUUGUGCUCUGACCAAAAACACGCUGACAUAAAUGCGAAACUUGUUCGAAACAAACCAUCGAUUAGAAUGCAGAAAAGCUCAAUUAAUAAUAAAAUGAAGGAUUCGAAGUGUAAGAAAGAUCGUGAUCUUGAAAUAGACAAUAUGAUUGAAAAUCUUCACAAGCCAAGGAUAGCCGAACAAUUUAGAAUACGUAAACUAGUUGAAGACCAGUUUUUGAAAAUCAAUGAGCAAGUUCAGAAGAAAAUACAGGAAAAUCUGGCAGAGAUGAAAGUUCCAAAGGAAAGAAGGGUGACGAAAACUAGACCAGGAACAAAAUCUGGGAGUCGGAAUGUUGAUGUCGAAAAUCCGUCUCCAAUUCUUCAUUUCCGUACUCCGGAACCAGUAAUAUCAGAUCCAGCUGAAUAUCCAAGAUUUGAAGUUAUAAAAGCUAGGAAACCUGCCCUUACAUUCCAUCCUCUCUCUUCUCCGCGACUCAUUCACAAAUCUGAAGUUAGCAAAGCUGCUGUAUAUGAAUAUAAGCAUAGAGAAGAGAGUAGGAAAUCCAGGGUUCUUACUUCUCAUUUACUACCUGGAGUUGAUAUUAGACCUACUCUUGUGAUAGAAAGUAUACCUGGACUCUGUAUCUCUGGGUCGAGUAGGAAACCAGUUUCUAAUAUUCAUGUUGAGUAUGUAAACAAAAUUCAGACAAACUCGUCCAGUUUCGAACCGAGUAAACUUGGAGUUGAGGAUGAAGACGAUCUUACUAUAACGGAGUCCACAACCUCGAGGUUUGAGAAGGUAGAGAGGUUGGUUGAGAAGGAUUCCCUUGAGGUCGAAAUAAAGAAGAAACUGCGAGAAAAAGUUCGUGAUAUUCUAAUAAAAAAAUACUGCCUGGACCUUGAUGAAUCUCCUGUUAAGAUGAUUCAAACUUCUCCAAGUUUAUCUUUCCAACCUGAAACUGUACCGUGUUCGGUUGUUCCUGGAGGUGAACCAUCAGCAAUAAUUUCAGCUUUAUUUAGAAAAUCUUCAGCAGUACGUUCAUCUUCUCCUUUAGUUGUAGCUUCUCCAGAUCUACUCUCCUCAGUACCUUUAAAUCAGGGUAUAACAACGAAAGCGCCAUCACCUUCAUCAAUACAAUCGGAACCUUCCUCUUCUCAUCCAAAUAUAGAAUCCAAUUUUGUUCACGAUGGGAGUAAAUCAGAUGAUGUGUCGGAGAAACAAUCGAAUCCACAAUAUUCCACCUCAUUCGAGGACGGAAGUGAUCAAGAGUCUAGUGAAUAUACUCCAGAGAAAGAAGAACCGGGACUAAUCGGGGAAGGAAAUAGUGUUGAAAAGUGUGAGAGAAGUAUAUCUAAGUCUGAAGAAGAAAUUUGUGAAAGAAUUGGGUUUCUUUCAACAAUACAGGAGGUUUCUAGCGUGCCAACAAGUCCACAGGUAGUUGAAGCCCUAGAGCAGGAUAACACUCUGGGAGGAGUCGAUGAAGGAAUAUUGGAGGAUGAAACUCGAAAUGAUAACUCUGGAUCAGAAACUUCAUAUUCUGAACCUGUUCAGAUUCAAGAUGAGAAUACUGAGCAAAGGUUCGAAUUGGACACUCAACCUGAGUUACAAGGUUCAGAAGACGAAACAAAUAAUAUUAUUGAGGCUGUAGAAGAGGAACAGAUAUUUAAAGAACAAGAUAGUCCAGAAGAGAAGGCUGGAGAGAUUCCGUUAGAACUGGACUCUGAUUCCGUCGGAGCUAAGAACAUCCUCAAGUUUACAUUAGAAAGUAACGAUGAAGAGGUGGAACGAGAAGAUCAGGAGGUAGAGGUACAAAAAAUGGAAAAUCAAGAGGUAGGUCAGGUGAGGGAAAGAGAUAAAGCGGAGAAGGGACAGGUGAAAAUCAAAGAUCAUAAAACGGGACUAAUGCUGAUAGGACAAAUGCAAGAAAAAGAAGAUCAAGAGGAGGGACAGGUUAAGGAAAUAGAAGAUCAGGCGAAGGAAAGCGAAGAUCAAAAUCAAGUGCAGGAAAUAAUGGAUCAAAAUCUUCAAACCAAUAGAGAAUACGUGAUUAAUUGUAAUCAAGAACCAGGCGAUAUAGAGAUAAGAGUAGAAUCUGGAUUAAAUGGUUUAGCAUCCACCGACGAUCAAGAACUUUCGGAUUUGAUUAAUUAUGAAAACUCUGAUAUUGAAAUAAAUGUAUUGCCCGGAAACAACAGCUUGACUUCCUCCCCUUUAAACCUCUUAAAUGCUACAGGGGAAAAUGAGAAAUCAAUUUCUUCUUUGAAGCAAAUUGAAUGGAAUUCAGUACCUCCAUAUGGUGCUGAUCUGUUGUAUUCGGUACCUGGAGUAACCAAACCAGCUCAUGACAAACAAAACUCGGAAUCGGAAAGGUUAGUCAGAGACAUUCUUGAAAAAGACGUUCUUACUUUUGUAAUUAAUCCUAUUACUCAAUCUGAAAAUAAACCAAAUUUUGUUGGGAAUGUAACUGUGAAGGAUGAAUCUAUAACUAUUGGUGAUAAAAUUGUUGAUCUCAAUAUUAGCUGUGGACCUCUUAGCUCUGACGAGGACCAGGCGCCGAGUAUCGAAAACUAUUCAUCUUUAUGUCUACACGGAGAAGGUUUAGAUCCGCCUAGCUCAACUUUUAACAGUUUAGAUCUGAACAUCUCUCCGGGAGAAAUCAUUGCCGAGAUUCAUCCUAAUAAAUCUGAAGGCGAGGUUACGAUGCCCUGCUCUGAACCUACAGAAACCCCGGUACUGGACAGUUUACACCACGAUCUCUCCCUCCUCAGCGACUCGGAGCCAAGUAUGAGGAGCGGUAGAAGCAAUCAAGCUCUCCUCUCAAGCUUGAGUGAGGGAGAGUGGCGAGCAAGUCCUCGUCAGCUUCAAAGGUUGGCGAAUAUGGCGUCAUCGUUCAGGAUUAUAUAGUGUUAAAUGAUGAAAUCUAAGUUGCUUGAGAAAAUCGAGAUGUAUCCGAAGAAUUAUAAGACAAAAACAAAUUAAAGAGAAAAAUAUUCACGAGUUUUUAAUAUUUUUUCAAUCUUUUGGCUGUUUUCUUAACAUUCACUUCAAUUAUAGAAAGGCAAUGAUUUUAUGAUGAAUUAUUUUACAGACUUGAAGAAAAUCCAACUGCAAUUUUUUGUAGUAUAACUGAGUAAAAUAUUUUUGUGAUGCCAAUAUUAAGGUUCAUAUUGACAAUAACUUAUGCUAGUAGUUUACCGUGCUACCUACAAAGCGACCUGAAUAUACUCAACACAUGUCCGAGAAACUAAGAUGAUUAAUUGAAUGUGAUAAUUAGUAUGAAAUUUUGUAUAUUACAGA
Molecule: messenger RNA, 3287 nt
Organism: Eurytemora carolleeae
Lineage: Eukaryota; Metazoa; Arthropoda; Copepoda; Calanoida; Temoridae
Exons: 5
Coding region: 78-2894 (938 amino acids)
Source: RefSeq, a predicted model, not a curated record